CACAUUCUACCAGUAAUCCUUACUUGUCGUCAGAGAUCCUGAACAAUUUGUAGCGUGUGUGACAAAAAUUCAUAGAGUAAAACAUUGUUUUGUGGCAUGUUUAUGGUAUCUUUGCGACACGUUGUUUGUAAUUAAGAUGGUUGGAAUCCGUCGUAUAAUAGAUUUUGAGAGUCAUAUCACUUUACACCCUAGCUGAAACAACAAUCAUGACAUUGUUGUACGUGUGCGUGCCGUAUUUCUACACAACCAGAAAGGCAUAAAAAUAAAAGUGACAGUGCCAGCAAGUUUUAAAGGCUGUUUUGGCGAGGUUUAUCUAUAUACGUCAUAUAACAACAUUGGAAAAAUAAAUCGGCAUGAACCCCUUCUUCAUUUGAGAAGAAAAUAUUUUAUGAUGAAAACAGAAAACAUGCCAGCCCGUUUCCCAGAAGUUGAAGUGCAUGCUCCGGUAGGAGUGAGAACAGUUGACACAUCUACAGUAAAUUCCGUGCCCAACGGUCACUGGAACAUGGAUGAUGACAUAGUUAUUACUGGUAUCUCAGGAAGGUUACCAGAAAGUUCCAACAUAGAAGAAUUUAAGCAACAACUCUUUGAAGGUGUUGAUCUAGUGACAGAUGAUGAGAGAAGGUGGCCAUCUGGCCUGUAUGGCUUGCCCACUCGAACUGGAAAACUGAAGGAUCUGGCGCAUUUUGAUGCUACAUUCUUCGGAGUACAUGCAAAGCAGGCCCAUGUUAUGGAUCCCCAGUUGCGAAUGUUGCUUGAAUUGACACAUGAGGCUAUAGUUGAUGCAGGAGUAAACCCCGUUGAUGUCAGAGGAUCAAGAACAGGAGUUUUCAUUGGAGUAUCUGACAGUGAGUCUGAUGAGUAUUGGACAGCUGACCCAGAGAAAGUCAAUGGAUAUGGUCUUACAGGCUGCUGCCGUGCAAUGUUCCCAAACAGAAUCUCGUACACAUUUGAUUUCUCAGGUCCCAGCUAUGCCAUUGAUACUGCUUGCUCCUCCAGUAUGUUUGCUCUCCAGCAGGCUAUGAAUGCUAUGCGCACAGGACAAUGUGAUGCAGCUAUAGUAGGCGGUGUUAACCUGUUGUUAAAGCCCACAUGUUCACUUCAGUUCCAUCGGUUAAGCAUGCUCAGCCCUCAGGGAAUGUGUAAAGCAUUUGACGCCUCAGGCAAUGGAUAUGUACGCAGUGAAGCAGCAGUUGUAAUUUAUCUCCAGAAAUCUUCACAAGCUAAACGUGUUUAUGCAACAAUUGUGAAUGCAAAGACCAACACUGAUGGUUAUAAAACUCAAGGUAUAACUUUUCCUUCUGGAGAAAUGCAGAAGAAACUUGUUAAAGAAGUUUACGCAGAAGUGGGACUCAACCCUUCAGAUGUAUCCUAUGUUGAGGCGCAUGGUACAGGCACUAAAGUGGGAGACCCUCAGGAAGUGAAUGCUAUUGCUGACGUAUUCUGCAAGGAUCGCAACUCUCCGUUGUUGAUAGGUUCUGUGAAGUCCAACAUGGGUCACUCGGAGCCAGCAUCUGGCCUAUGUUCCAUAGCAAAAGUUGUUAUAGCUAUGGAAGCAGGCUUUUUGCCAGCAAAUUUGCACUUUAAAGAGCCAAAUCCAGAUAUUCCUGCUCUCUUGGAUGGCCGGCUUCAGGUAGUUGAUAAAGCAAUUCCAUGGAAUGGUGGUCUAGCUGCUGUAAAUUCUUUUGGCUUUGGGGGAGCAAAUGCACAUAUUGUUCUCCGUUCAAACCCAAAACCAAAGACACCAGCUAUUCAAGAUGGUGUUCCUCGUUUAGUUACAGUUUCAGGAAGAACAGAUGAAGCAGUUUCAGCAUUUCUUGAAAAAAUCGAAAACUCUCCUAGAGAUGACGACUUAAUCAGCCUGCUUCAUGAGAUUCAUGCUACAAAUAUAACAGGACAUAAUUACAGAGGCUUCACGGUCUUGGGUGGAGGUUCCACUUUGAGAGAAAUUUCUCAUUUUGAUGGAGAAAAGCGACCUGUAUGGUUUGUCUUCUCUGGAAUGGGCACCCAAUGGCCUGGAAUGGGAAGUGAUCUUCUCCAGAUUGAAGUUUUUGAGAAGGCAAUUAGAAAAUGUUCUGAAGCACUACAACCAGAAGGUGUAAACUUGUACGACACCAUCGUCAAUGGAACAGAAGCGACGUUUGACAAUGUUCUGAAUUCUUUCAUUUCAGUUGCAGCAAUUCAGGUAGCGUUGGUGGAUGUACUCUCUUCACUCGGCAUACAUCCUGAUGGAAUUGUUGGACAUUCAGUUGGGGAAUUAGGAUGUGCAUAUGCUGAUGGCACAUUCACUGCAGAACAGACAGUUCUUGCUGCAUACUGGCGAGGGCGCAGUAUUCUCGAGUCUAAGUUGCCUCGUGGGAGCAUGGCGGCUGUUGGUCUAACUUGGGAGGACGCUAAGGCUCGAUGCCCACCAGAACUUGUUCCUGCUUGUCAUAAUAGUGCUGAUAGUGUGACAGUUUCUGGCCCUCCUGAUGCCAUUGCUAAGUUUGUGAAAACCCUUCAGGCAGAGGGAAUAUUUGCAAAGGAAGUCAAUAGCUCUGGUGUGGCGUUUCACAGUCGCUACAUUGCUGAUGCUGGCCCAAAGCUGAGGAAAUGCCUUGAAAAGAUAAUACCAAAUCCGAAACAACGUACCUCUCGCUGGAUUAGCUCAUCAAUUCCAGAAAGUGCUUGGGGGACAUCUCUUGCACAGUGGUCAUCAGCUGCCUAUCAUGUUAACAAUUUGCUGUCACCUGUCCUCUUCAAUGAAGCGCUAAAAUUUGUUCCUGAAAAUGCAAUUGUUGUGGAGGUAGCUCCACAUUGUCUGCUCCAGGCUAUCUUGAAGCGUUCGCUUGCAUCGACAUGCACAAAUGUUGGACUUAUGAAACGGGGCCACAAAGAUAAUAAGGAAUUCCUGUUCUCAAAUAUUGGAAAGUUGUACAAUGCUGGACUUCAGCCAAAAUUAGCUCAGUUCUACAACAAAAUAAGCUAUCCUGUUGCAAGGGGCACUCCAAUGAUUGCACCAUUGAUCCAGUGGGAUCACUCUUCAGAAUGGAGUGUUGCUAGCUUUAGUGGAAAGGGUGGAUCUCGCUCUGGGGAAUGCAUUAUUGAAAUUGAUCUUAGUAAGGAGCAGGACACUUUCCUAUCAGGACAUGCCAUUGAUGGAAGAGUACUUUUCCCUGCAACUGGCUACCUGACUCUUGUAUGGAAAACAUUCGCCAAACUGCAGGGAACUUCUUUUGAAGACUUGAGUGUUGUGUUUGAAGAUGUACAGUUCCAUCGAGCCACCAUAAUGCCGAAAGAAGGUUCUGUAAAAUUUUUGGUGAACAUUUUUGAUGGCUCAGGAAGUUUCGAACUAUGUGAAGGAGGAGCUGUGGUUGUCUCUGGGCGAAUAUAUGUGCCAGAGGACCCUGACCAUGAGAUGCUAAAUCUUCCUGCUCCUGCCAAGUUGUCAGAAAACAAAGAAAUGCUGCCAUUAACAACUUCAGAUGUUUACAAAGAACUGAGACUAAGAGGCUACGAUUACGGUGGCAUCUUCCGUGGAAUUGCAGAAUCUGAUAAUAGAGGUGUGAAUGGAAAGUUGAACUGGGUUAACAAUUGGAUUAGUUUCAUGGACACCAUGUUGCAGUUCUCUAUUCUGGGACAAAACACUAGAGAACUGUACUUACCAACUCGGUUACAGAGAGCAGUCAUCAACCCUAAGAAGCAUAAACAAAUAGUGGAGAGCUUUAAUGAAGGAAUUCCUGUUCAUAUGUACCGCAAUAUUAACAUCCUGAAGUCUGGUGGAAUUGAGUUAAGAGGUCUGAAAGCCAGUUUAGCACCAAGGCGGCAGCAAACUCAGGCUCCUCCUAAGCUUGAGCAGUAUACUUUUGUACCAUAUGCAAAUGUAAGCAAAAAGGAGGUCACAAUAGAAGAUGGUGCAAGAGUAAGACAACAAGCACUCACAGUGUGCUUGCAGAUUGCUCUGGAGAACUCAGGUGGAGCAUUGAAAAUGAAAGUUGCUGAAGUGGCAGAUGACAGGCAACCAGAGACUCUUCUUGCACCUGUAAUAAUUGACAUAUUAGAAUCUGAACCAAUCCUUACUGUUGACAUGACUGUGGCAUCUGCAAAUCCCGAUUUGUUUGCUAGUGCAGUUGAACCACUAGGUGUGAAAAUGGUUACCAAAAAUAUAAGCUCUGAGCCAGUGGAUCAAAAUUGCCACAUUGUCGUGGGAACAGGAAUACUGCAGCGACCUGCUGGUGUACUGGACAACAUGGUUGCAUCACUAAAAGAAGGUGGUUUCAUAUUGUUGGAGGAAAGCCGAUCAGUUGUUGAAAGCUGUAGGUUACCAGAUGGCUGGGAACUUGUUGCCAGACAGGAUACAGGCUUACAUUCUUUUGUUCUCCUGCGUAAGCCCGUGGUCUCAGAUUACGCAGUUCAGAUUCAAGUUACAGAGAAAAAUUUUGAUUGGGUGGAACCUCUGAAAUCUGCAAUGAAACAAAGUGAGACUGAAGGUACUAAAAUACUUGUUGUCUGCUGUGGAGAAAAUCAAUGUGGAAUAGUUGGGAUGAUAAAUUGCAUCAAACAGGAGCCUGGUGGUAACAAUGUUCGGUGUGUUUUUGUGCAAGAUGAAAAAGCACCAGCAUUUUCAAGAAGUCAUGAAUUCUAUGCAGCACAAUUGAGAAAGAAUCUGGUGUUGAAUGUCCUCAAGAAUGGUAUUUGGGGUAGUUACAGACAUAUGCAUCUUGACUCUGUUCUCAAGGAUUCUGCCACUGCUCUGCAAGUUGAGCAUGCUUACAUCAAUGCACUAACAAGAGGAGAUCUUGCUAGUUUGCGGUGGAUUGAAGGACCACUUACGUAUUACAGGCCAGAAAGGUUCCCAGGCAAGGAGCUGUGUCAUGUCUAUUAUGCACCUUUGAAUUUCCGUGACGUUAUGUUGGCAACAGGGAAACUCCCGCCUGAUGCUCUGCCUGGUGAUCUUGCAGGACAGGACUGCAUUCUUGGAUUGGAAUUCUCUGGUCGGAAUUCUGCUGGCAAGAGAGUGAUGGGAAUGGUUGCAGCCAGGGGACUGGCUACAACUGUGCUGGCGGAUCCUGGUUUCUUGUGGGAAGUACCCGAUAAGUGGUCCCUGGAGGAAGCGGCCACUGUUCCUGUUGUCUAUGCCACGAGCUAUUAUGCCCUUGUGGUAAGAGGUCAGAUGCGUCCUGGUGAUUCAGUGCUGAUUCAUGCUGGUACUGGAGGAGUUGGCCAAGCAGCUAUUGCUAUUGCACUGCAUAUGGGUUGCACUGUUUUCACUACUGUAGGUAGUGCAGAAAAGAGAGCUUUCCUCAAACAGCGUUUCCCUCAGCUAACAGACAAGAAUAUUGCAAAUUCUCGAGACACAAGUUUUGAACAGCAUGUUCUUAAGGAAACUGAUGGUAGAGGUGUUGAUUUGGUCCUAAACUCUCUUGCUGAAGAGAAGCUCCAAGCAUCUGUUCGUUGCCUAGCUAAAGAUGGAAGAUUCCUUGAAAUUGGGAAGUAUGAUCUCUCAAACAACAAUCCACUAGGAAUGGCAUUUUUCCUGAAGAAUACAACAUUCCAUGGGAUCCUCCUAGAUGCUCUUUUUGAAUCUGAUAGUGUGGCAAAGAAAGAAGUUUUUAGGCUAGUCACUGAGGGUAUUAAGUCUGGUGCUGUGAGGCCUCUUCCUGCCACUGUGUACUCUGAAAAUCAAGUGGAGCAAGCAUUCAGAUUUAUUGGCUCUGGAAAACAUAUUGGAAAAGUUGUUCUAAAAAUCAGAAAUGAAGAAGCAGAUAAGCAUGUCAAACCUAUUACAAAGUUGGUGCCUGCCAUUCCCCGCACAUACAUGAAUCCUGAGAAAGUAUACAUUCUGGCUGGUGGUCUGGGAGGAUUUGGACUGGAGCUUACAAAUUGGCUGAUCAGUCGUGGUGCUACUAAUAUAGUCCUGACGUCACGCAGUGGCAUUCGCACAGGGUAUCAGUCACUGUGCAUUAGACGCUGGAGGGAAGCUGGUAUUGUUGUGCAUAUAUCAACAGCAGAUUUCAGCAAAGAGAAAGGUGCUGAAAAGCUCAUCAAGGAAGCCACAAAACUUGGCCCUGUUGGAGGAAUCUUCAAUCUGGCAGCAGUCCUUAGAGAUGCAUUCAUGGAAAACCAAUCCGCAGAAAAUUUUGAAGCAGUGUGUAUGCCAAAAGUAACUGGAACUAAGAACCUAGACAAAGUUUCACGGCAACUAUGCCCAGAGCUUGAUUAUUUUGUGACAUUUUCAAGUGUAUCUUGUGGACGGGGCAAUGCUGGUCAAGCUAAUUAUGGUUUGGCCAACUCAGCAAUGGAGAGGCUUUGUGAAACUCGUCAGGCUGCAGGACUGCCUGGUUUGGCCAUACAGUGGGGUGCAAUUGGAGAUGUGGGUCUAAUAUUGGAGACAAUGGGUGAUAAUGACACUGUUGUUGGUGGAACUCUGCCACAACGUAUGUCAUCUUGUCUGGCAACCAUGGAUACCUUCUUGCAACAGCCAUACCCAGUACUGGCAUCAAUGGUAUUGGCAGAGAAGAAAGGACGUUCAACAGAUGCAGGAUCAACUGUCGCACUUUUGGAUGCCGUUGCCAACAUUUUGGGCAUCAAAGAUGUAACUACAGUAAGUGCACAGACAUCACUAGCAGAUCUUGGAAUGGAUUCGUUGAUGGGUGCAGAGAUUAAACAAACAUUAGAACGAAAUUACGACUUGGUAUUAAGUGCACAAGAUAUUCGAAACCUUACAUUCCAAAGACUCUCGGAAUUGAGUAAUUCCGGUGUACAAGGCAGUGUUUCCGAUGCAAAUGGGGCAGCACCUGCAGAUUCGGCACAGGUACAGUUCGAAAAUCUAGAGGAAUUAAUGCCAAAGGAUGUUCUGGUUCAGAUGCCUUCCAAAGGAACACAUGGCAAGAAAAAUGCUAUAUUUAUUGUUCAUCCAAUAGAAGGAGUUGUGACUGCACUUCGUGAACUAGCAUCCGAGGUUUCACAACCUGUCUGGGGCCUCCAGUGCACUUCAGAAGCACCAUUGGACUCGAUCCAUGAACUGGCCAAAUUUUACUUAGAGCAUGUGAAGAAAAUUCAGUCAAAGGGUCCAUACACACUUUGUGGGUAUUCUUUUGGUGCAUGUGUUGCAUUUGAGAUGGCGCUUCAGCUGGAAAAUGCUGGCGAAGCAGUGUCGCUAUUCCUUCUUGAUGGCUCACCAUCGUAUGUAGCAGCACAUACUGGCAACUACCGCGCACGCAAAUCGCUCGAUCGAAAGGGAGAGGAAUGUGAUGCACUUACGUACUUCGUUCAACUUUUUGCUGAUGUUGACUUCCAGAAGACAAGACAGGAGCUAAUGGCACUGCCCACAUGGGAGGCAAGACUGCAAAGGAGCACAGAGUUCCUCGCAGGUAAUGUUAGGUAUCCAGCAGAACAGCUUGCAAAGGCUGCAGAAUCAUUUUAUCAUAAACUGAUGGCAGCUGAUAAAUAUCAGCCCUCAGCUCAAUAUGCAGGAAGUGUCACAUUAGUACGUGCGAAGGACAAUUAUGUAUCGCUAGGCGACGACUACGGCUUGUCAAAGGUGUGUAAGAAACCAGUGAAGAUCCAUUCGCUUAAAGGAAAUCACCGAGAAAUCUUGUUUGGAGAUUCAGCUAAGAAAGUUGCGGACAUUUUAUGUUCAAGUGCGUCACAGUAGAUAGUUUGAUAGGAAAGUACAGUGUUUUUCUGUAAAUGACUAACUUUUGUCUAAGACUAUGAAUAAAUACCAAGUUGGUAAAUAUUCAUAUGUAAGGCAGUGGAACAUGUAUCACAAAGUGAUACAGAAACUUCAUUCUUCGUGAUCUGAAGGAUGAUGUACUACAUUUGCCAUCCAUUUUAGAACACUUGUAGUCAGAAAAGAGAUUUCUGAUCAUUCUUCUUGUGCUUACACUCGAUACUUCUGCCACAAGAAAUGAAUAUUCACAAGUGCUCUCUAAUAUGAUUUAAAAUCUGUAUAUUCUGUAGGUCUGUUGUAUAGCUUGUUUGUGAUAAUUGCUGUGUUCAAAAAUGUUGUGUAUUGCCUUAUUUAUUUUUGUAAUGUGGAUCAUAUUUUUCAUUUAAGAGAAGAAUGUGGAAAUUAAGUGUGAAUAUAAUCUAUUUAAUAAUAAUUUAACUACAAAGAACUUUCAUUUUAUAAUAGCUGACUUGCCCUUAAGUCUUUCAUAUUUACAUGUCAUUCAUUUAAACAGUGUUCUGCGCAUAGAACAUAAAAAGUAAGUUGUAUGUUUGCACAAUAUUCAAAUUUUGAUAAACCACUGCACAAGUACUUCACCUGUUCUUGCAUUUCUCGUAGCGAACAGAUAUCUGUAUAUAAAAUUGUUGUGAUUUUUUUUUCCACUAAAGAAUAAAAUAUUGCCAAGAACUAUGAGAGAUAAGAAUUUGUAGUUCAUUUUUAAAUUUAAUCAUAUGUAGACUGCAUAGAGCAGCCUAAAAAUUAGCUUGCAUUUUCAUAUUUCUGAAAUGUGAUAAUCCUAUAUUUGUACAGUAUAUUUCUUUGUAAGAGUAGUAAAUGUGUAAAGUUCCUUUUGUGUGUAUACACUGAAAAAAGAUAAUUUAUUGUGUGUUGUAAAUAAAAUGUUGUCUAUUAGACCUUAUUUUCCCCAUUCAGUUGACCCAGAACUGAUUUUCUCCCACGCUGCAUUUAAAGAGAUUGUAUGAAAGAUUAUUUGUUCUUUUUUAUGUGAUUUAAUGUUUGUAUGACUGUUGGUGUACAAAUAAUCUUAGUUAAAUAAAAUAGAACUAUGUCAGUA
Molecule: messenger RNA, 8729 nt
Organism: Schistocerca gregaria
Lineage: Eukaryota; Metazoa; Arthropoda; Insecta; Orthoptera; Acrididae
Gene: FASN1
Product: fatty acid synthase
Exons: 36
Coding region: 389-7636 (2415 amino acids)
Biological process (GO): fatty acid biosynthetic process
Molecular function (GO): fatty acid synthase activity; phosphopantetheine binding; oxidoreductase activity
Source: RefSeq, a predicted model, not a curated record